AUGUCUGUGUCUCCGAUUACAUGCCACAUCCUCGACACAGCAAUUGGCAAGCCUGCAGCCAAUGUGACGUGCUCGCUCUACUAUAUGGCACCGGAAAUCGACAAUCCGGUGAAUGAACUGGCUUAUGAACUCGGAUCUGGAACCUUGUUCGCCAUGGCCAAAACCGACGCCGAUGGCAGAAUUAAGAACUGGGUAUACGACCCACAAUUGUCUAGUGAAAACCAGGCAAAAAUUGGUUUGAAACAAAACCAACAUACUGACUUGAAACCAGGAGUAUACAAGAUCAAAUUCUUAACUGGCAAGUAUUUUGCCCAACUUGCAGAUAACUCCCGCAGUUUCUUCCCAUUUGUAGAAAUCUACUUCAAGAUUGACAAUCCUCCUGAUCACCACUAUCAUAUUCACUUUACCUUCUUUUCGAAAUUUGGAAUUACAGAGUAUAUUACCCGUGGGAAGUUGAACGGCAAUGUAUUAGGGUUCAUAAUAUUUUAA
Messenger RNA from Meyerozyma guilliermondii ATCC 6260, 489 nucleotides. RefSeq lists its product as uncharacterized. The record is from RefSeq and is a predicted model, not a curated record. Gene Ontology annotation, biological process: purine nucleobase metabolic process. Lineage: Eukaryota; Fungi; Ascomycota; Pichiomycetes; Serinales; Debaryomycetaceae. Bases 1 to 489 code for a protein of 162 amino acids. The transcript has a single exon.